Messenger RNA from Closterium sp. NIES-67, 1886 nucleotides. Lineage: Eukaryota; Viridiplantae; Streptophyta; Zygnematophyceae; Desmidiales; Closteriaceae. The record is from the annotation of a GenBank genome assembly.
GCCCCACCACUCCUGCCCAGUUCUUCCGGUAGAGCCCCUCUCCUCCAACCACAGCAUCAUACACUCGCCGCACCGCACCCCACUAGCAGCCAGCCGGACGUUCCGCGCGGCGGAGCAUGGCUCGCGUCGUGCCCCGAAUGCGCAUCGCGCAUUCCCCUGCCGCGUCUUCUCCCCGUGCCGCGUCUCGCCGCUCCAUUCCGCCGCCAUGCGCCGCCAUGCCGUCCAGCCUCUCGCCGUGCGCCUCCUCGCUACGGUCCCUUGCCACUCCGCCGCGAUUAGCGUCGAAUCCACUAAGUCACGCGCGUGGGCCGCUGCGACCGUCGCCCGUGAGGCGGAGAGCGCGCGGGAUCCGCGCGGCGGGGCAAGAGGGCGGGGAGAAGGAGAAGGACGACAAUCCCAAGGCGGGGGGUGCGCUGCCCGACUCCGAUGCGGGCAGUAAAGCGCCCGAAUCCUCCCCUCCCCCCUCGUCUCCGCCUCCCUCCCCCUCCCCCCCGGGCGUGGCGCUGGACUCGUACGCGGUGAUCUCGCUGCUGGGCCCCGAGAAGGUGGACGCGGACGACGUGGCGCUGCUGCGCGCCAAGCUCUUUGGCUACUCCACCUUCUUCGUCACCGGCCAGGAGCCCUUCGGCGAGGCGGGCGAAGCCGUGCUGCUACAGGGUAACCUGCGCGGCCCCAAGGAGGAGGUGUUCGCGAAGCUGCGCGCGGGCGUGCGGCUGCUGUUCGGCGCCAAGUACGAGCUGCUCAUGGUCAACGAGCCGCGCAAGCCGGGCGCGCCGCCCAGCGAGGAGGGGGGGGGGGAGGCGCGCGUGGCGAUGGUGGUGGUGCGCGCGGAGCAGCUGCAGGGCGGCGCCACCACCGCGUGGCAGUUCGCGCUGGCCGCGCUGCUGCUCGCGCUCACUGGGGGGGCGUGCCUCGAGCUGGGGCUCGCGAGCCAGAUCUCCAAGGUGCCGCCGGACGUGAUUCGCUAUUUCACGUCGCCCAAUCCCGAGGAGCUGACCCCCCCGGACGUGGUGGUGCUGGCGCCCUUCGUGCGCAAUGCGCUGCCCAUCGCCUACGGGGUCUUCGGCGUGCAGGUGUUCCAUGAGGUGGCUCACUGGCUGACGGCAGCGCAGAAGCGGGUCAGGCUCGGCAUCCCGUACCUCGUUCCCAACAUCACCAUCGGCAGCUUCGGGGCCGUCACCCAGAUCAAGAGCCCGUGUCCCGACCGCGCUGCUCUCUUCGACAUUGCCAUUGCCGGCCCCCUCGCCGGCGCGUCGCUGUCGCUCGCCAUGUUUGCGGCGGGGCUGGCCCUGUCGCUGCCACCGUCGGGUCCCCUGGCCGCCCUGCCGGGGCUGCAGGACUCGCUGGUGCAGGUGCCCUCACAGCUCUUCCAGGGCUCCCUGCUGCUGGGGGCGCUCUGCCGCGCCGUGCUGGGAUACGAUUUGAUGCACGUGGCGGCAGUCACCAUCCACCCGCUGGUCAUCGUUGGAUGGUGUGGCUUGACUACCUCUGCUCUCAAUCUCUUGCCAGCAGGCCGGAUUGAUGGGGGCCGAGCAACACAGGCUGCGUUUGGUCGUGACACUGUGAACAUCACUAGCCUCGUCACAUACGGACUACUGGGACUCGGCUUGCUUGGGGGACCUUUUUCUCUACCCUUCGGACUCUACGUCCUCUUUCUUCAGAGGAAUUUUGAGAAGCCUGCUUUGAACGAUGUCACGGGAGUUGGCUGGCAGAGGCAGGCAGUGCUCGCUGGGGCUAUUGCUCUGGCAGUUUUCACACUCCUGCCACUUUGGGAUGGACUUGCGGAUGACCUGGGCAUUGGCCUUGAAAGCCAGCUAUUCUGAUCCAUAUGUAUGCAGAUGCUCAUUCCAUUACUGGAUUAGCCUUGUAAAAUCCACUUCAGAACG